AUGUCUCGGUUUGCUGGAAAAGUUGCUAUUAUCACUGGCUCCUCGAACGGAAUUGGUAGAGCUGCAGCCGUGCUUUUCGCUAGAGAAGGUUCCAAAGUAACCAUUACUGGAAGAAAUUCUGAAAGGCUCGAGGAAACCAGACAACAGAUUUUGGCUGCUGGCGUUCCGGAAGGAAAUGUAAAUUUUGUUGUAGCUGAUGUGACUACGGAUGCUGGACAAGACAAGAUUCUCAGAACCACUUUGGAUAAGUUCGGAAAGAUUGACAUCCUGAUCAAUAACGCGGGUGCUGCUAUUCCAGAUUCAGAAGGAAAGACUGGUACAGCUCAGAGUAUUGAGAACUACGAUGCUACUUUGAAUCUGAACCUGAGAAGUGUCAUUGCUCUCACCAAGAAAGCAGUUCCACAUUUGACCGAGACCAAAGGAGAGAUUGUUAACAUUUCUAGCAUAGCUUCCGGAAACAGAGCUACGCCAGAAUUCCCUCACUACUCCAUCGCUAAAGCUGCUCUGGAUCAAUACACCCGUAACACUGCAAUCGAUCUAAUCCAACAUGGAAUUCGUGUUAAUUCGAUCAGUCCAGGACUUGUAGCUACUGGAUUCGGUUCAGCAAUGGGAAUGCCCGAAGAAGUCUCCAAAAAAUUCUAUUCCACAAUGGCUACAAUGAAAGAAUGUGUUCCAGCUGGAGUCAUGGGACAGCCACAGGAUAUCGCUGAAGCCAUCGCAUUUUUGGCCGACAGAAAAGCUUCUUCGUAUAUCAUUGGACAUCAAUUGGUUGUUGAUGGAGGAAGUUCUCUUGUUAUGGGACUUCAUUGCCAAGAUUUCUCUAAACUUUUGCAAUAA
This is a messenger RNA of Caenorhabditis briggsae, 837 nucleotides long. Gene Ontology annotation, molecular function: oxidoreductase activity. The transcript has 4 exons. The record is from RefSeq and is a predicted model, not a curated record. Lineage: Eukaryota; Metazoa; Nematoda; Chromadorea; Rhabditida; Rhabditidae. The coding region runs from base 1 to 837 and encodes 278 amino acids.